AAAAGGGGAGCCCAGUUGUGGUAACCUCAACAGUCACAUCUAUCUCAUUUGAGAGAGAGAGAGAGAGAGAGAGGAGAAGAGAGGGGAAGAAUUGGAGGAGGAGGCAGGACAAGAGGAAAGUAAAAAGGAGAAGGCCCUUCGUUUCCAUGGCGCCCAAGAGAAGGAGAGGCGAUGAACGACAACCUGAAAAGCCCCACGCCGAAGUCGUCCAGAAAGCCAGUAAACAGAAGGCCUCGCCGCCCUUGAAAUCGGUGAUGGUGACUCGGAGCUCCACUCGCCGCCUCAACGGGAGUGGUAGCACUCUCGCGGAUCCUCAGCCAGAGUUUUCGAAGCCCAAGGCCAUUAGUAAGAAGAAGAAUCCCAACCCACGCGCCGCCAAAGAGGCACCGCCGGCCAAGGGUAAUGCUUCCAAAGACGGUUCUAAGGCUGCUACUAAUAAGACCAUCGUUAUCGAGCACUGCAAGCAGUGCAAAUCUUUUCUUAGGAGGGCUGUCCAGGUCAAGGAUGGCUUGGAAAAUGAUCUUUCUGGAAUCACUGUGCUUCUCAACCCUGAAAAGCCAAGAAGGGGAUGCUUUGAAAUAAGGGAGGAAGGAGGCGAUACAUUUAUCAGUCUUCUGAACAUGAAGCGGCCAUUUUUACCAAUGAAGGAACUCGACAUGGAUGAAGUCAUCUCAGAUAUUAUUGCAAAGAUCAAAUCUUGAUCUAGCGCACCCUUGUAGCUGCUGUUGUGUUGCGUUUUGCGGUUUGCUUGAGCCAAACUAGGAAGCAUUUGCGAUAGAAGUUGUGACUUGGACAAGGUUUUUGUGGAUCCCAUGUAUGAUGUAACUUGGUACCCUCUCAUUAAAUCAUCAACUCUCCUUUACUGUUCUUGCCAGCAUUUUGUACUUAUUUGACUGUCUGCUGGAUUCAAGUGCCUUGUACUGUCCGGAUUUAGCCACAGCGGAGAGCUGUUCCUUAAGUUUAUAACUGGGUGUUGUGAGACGCUUGUUCUUGAAAAAUUGUGAAAAAUUGAGUUGCUCGGUUAUGUCUU
This is a messenger RNA of Diospyros lotus (date-plum), 1030 nucleotides long. RefSeq lists its product as uncharacterized. NCBI's taxonomy places the organism in Eukaryota, Viridiplantae, Streptophyta, Magnoliopsida, Ericales, Ebenaceae. The transcript is spliced from 4 exons. Gene Ontology annotation, cellular component: Golgi apparatus. The record is from RefSeq and is a predicted model, not a curated record. The coding region runs from base 147 to 701 and encodes 184 amino acids.